AUGCCCCUCAUCGCCCGCCGCUUCUCCAUCACGAAUUUCCUCAUCGCCACGUCGGCCCUCGGCUUUCAGGUCUUCGUGCUCUACCCGUGGCAUAACCGGCUCGAUGAAGAUUUCAAGGCCCUAAGGGAGGAGAAUUUGCGGUUGAUGAGGAGGUUUGAGGGGACGUUGGGUGGUGGUGGUGGUGGUGCUGGUGGGGUGAAGGAGGAUGUUGUGGUGGUGGGGAAGAAGAAGGAGGAUUCGGCGAGAUGA
Molecule: messenger RNA, 249 nt
Organism: Lecanosticta acicola
Lineage: Eukaryota; Fungi; Ascomycota; Dothideomycetes; Mycosphaerellales; Mycosphaerellaceae
Source: the annotation of a GenBank genome assembly